Messenger RNA from Leopardus geoffroyi (Geoffroy's cat), 1824 nucleotides. RefSeq lists its product as uncharacterized. Gene Ontology annotation, biological process: proteolysis. Lineage: Eukaryota; Metazoa; Chordata; Mammalia; Carnivora; Felidae. The record is from RefSeq and is a predicted model, not a curated record. Gene Ontology annotation, molecular function: nucleic acid binding; aspartic-type endopeptidase activity; RNA-DNA hybrid ribonuclease activity.
AUGGCAGAAGACCCUCUCCCCAAACCCAGGGUAACUCUUAAAGUGGAGAGGACCCCCGUUGACUUCCUUGUCGACAUCGGAGCACAACAUUCGGUCCCCUGCACCCCACAAGGAAAACUAGCCAGCAAGAAGUCCUGGGUACAAGGGGCAACUGGUAUGAGCCAGUAUUCAUGGACUACCCGAAGAAUGGUAGAUUUGGGGUCGGGCCGGGUAUCCCACUCCUUUAUGGUAAUAGCAGAAUGCCCCUACCCACUGUUAGGACGGGACUUCCUGACCAAGAUUGGAGCUCAGAUAACUUUCAGACAAGGGGGGCCUCAGGUCACCGAUGGCAAGGGCCACCCCAUCCAGGUCCUGACCAUGAAACUGGAGGAUGAAUACCGCCUCCACCAGGAGGCGCUCCCAAGAGAGGAUAAUAUAGACAGAUGGCUACAAGAAUUCCCCUUGGUUUGGGCAGAGACAGGGAGGGGGGGAAUAGGACUAGCUGCUCACAGGACCCCGGUCCUGGUAGAGCUCAAGCCAGGAGAGAGUCCGGUAAGGAUCAAACAAUACCCCAUGUCUCAGGAGGCCCGGAAGGGGAUCCAGCCACACAUCCAGAGACUACUAAGCCUAGGGGUACUAGUUCCUUGCCAGUCUGCCUGGAACACCCCCCUACUACCAGUCAAAAAUCCUCAUACAAAUGACUACCGACCGGUACAAGACCUCCGGAAAGUAAAUAAGAGGGUCACGGACAUACAUCCAACUGUUCCCAACCCAUAUACUCUCUUGAGCUCCUUGGCGCCCUCCAGGGUCUGGUAUACUGUACUAGAUUUAAAGGACGCCUUCUUCAGUCUGCCGCUGGCACCCCAGAGCCAACCCUAGUUCGCCUCUGAGUGGCAUGAUCCGGAGGAGGGCUACAGUGGGCAACUCACCUGGACACGGCUGCCUCAGGGAUUCAAAAAUUCGCCCACCAUUAACGAGGCACUACAUGAGGACCUGGGUGAGUACAGAAGGGAGCACCCUGACCUCACCCUCCUACAGUACAUAGAUGACAUCCUGAUUGCUGCCUACAAGGCCAAAGACUGUGAGCAAGGGACCCAGGACCUGCUGGCUACUCUCGGGGCCUUAGGGUACCAGGCAUCCACGAAGAAGGCUCAGAUAUGCAGUGAGAGGGUAAGUUACCUGGGGUAUAUCCUGGAGGGUGGACAGCGGCAGUUAUCAGAUGCCAGAAGAGAAACUGUCCUAAAGAUCCCUACUCCCACCUCCCGAAGAGAAGUAAAGGAAAUCUUAGGAUCAGCAGUCUACUGCUGCCUCUGGGUUCUAGGUUUUGCUGAGAUCGCCAGUGGCUUACCUGUCCAAGAAACUAGACCCAGUGGCUGCCGGCUGGCCACCAUGCCUAAGAAUUAUUGCGGCGACAGCACUCCUAGUCAAGGACGCAAAGAGACCUUAGGACAGAUGAUCUGGAUCACAACCCCACACGCCAUUGAAGGGGUCCUGAAACAGCCUCCUGAUAGAUGGAUGAGCAACACACGUAUGACUCAUUACCAGAGCCUCCUACUCAACCCUCCACAGGUGCGGUUCCACCCCAGUGCAGCCCUCAAUCCUGCAACCCUGCUGCCCGACCCUGACCUAGGUGCUCCACUACAUGACUGUGUGGGGAUCCUGGAGCAAGUACAUGGAUUCUGGACGGACCUGGCCGACCAGCCCCUCCCCGAUGCCAAGGCUACAUGGUUCACUGAUGGCAGCAGCUUUGUGUGGGACGGACACAGGUAUGCGGGUGCAGCGGUGGUCACUGAAACGGACACCGUAUGGGUGGAGGCUCUACCCUCUGGAACGUCAGCCCAGUGA